UGAUAUUUGCGUGAUAUUUGCCCAUAACUCGUGAUUUGUUUUGAACGUCUCAACCACUGAAAGCCCACUGAAAGCCUUUUUUGUGCAUCGCAGUAUCUAAUUAUAGCUCUGGGUUACAUUUUUGUAUCUGGUGACUAAUUCAUAUUCUGCAUCGGGCCCAUAUAUCACAGAAGAUCUCUCAGCUCUAACCCAAAUCACGGGUCAGUCAUUCUAGCAACAGUCCAAUCGGCUGAAGUGAGAAGGAGUGAGAAGAUUUGUGAACACCUUAAUACCAGUUACCUCAGACUGCUGAGUUACCGCCAUGUCUUUCGAAGGUGGAUUCAUCAAUCUCGCUGAUAUCUCGGAUACGUCUACAGAAAUUGGAAACCAACAGUCAUCGGAGGCAACGUCUUGUUCAAGUUUAGAGUUUUCGCAAUUUGAAGAACUGAUGGAUAAAGUCAGGAAAUUUGUUCGGGAAAAGGGAGUUAUGGCAGAAGACCAUUUCCAUGAAUAUGAUCCGCUGAGGACGGGAAAUGUCAGUCCCAGUGAUUUCAAAAAAGUUUUCACGGAUGCAUUUCAGGAUCUUCUAACUGAUGAACAAGUGGAAGAAAUUCUUAGUUUUUACCGCGAUCAUGACAAUCCUGAAGUCUGCAAUUGGUCAAAGUUCCUCCAUGAUGCUGAAACUGAUCCACAUAAGGAAGCAUCACUGAAGGACAGCUCUCCUUCUCAAUUACCGAACAGCAGUGGGAUGGAUGACACACAAUUACAAGGAAGAAAAGUUUUUCAGCCUCUUAGCACCCCAGGCAAAGGCAAAGAGGAUUUAAAGGAGGUGGAAUACGGCCAUGAAGAAACAGAGCAACCUUCAAAAAGGGGCGAAAGUUCAAAACAGUCACCUGGAUUUUUCAUUGAAGUUCCCGACGGUCAAGAGGAUCAAGUGGUGACCUUCAACAAGACCACCUCUCUCGUCCGCCAACGUUGGAAGCGAUUUUCCAUUUCAUACGAAGCUAUAGUCUGGGCCGUGUUUCUGCUGGUGACAACGUUGUGUAUCGUGGAUCACUUUAUAUUCAAUGGUGAUGUGGUGCUCGGAAGAAGUGGUAAACUCCCAAAACGCAUCUGGGGAACCAACAUAGGAGAAACUUUAACCAAUGUGGUGUGGGCUGUCACUGCUCGACUGAUUAUAACCUCUCAGAACUUGAUGUUCUAUACGAUGAUGUGGUGUUUGCCAAAUUUCAUCAGUGAGGUCACUCCAAACUGGAUCACUGUGGAUGGAAUCCGCGAGGUUCAUUCAAGAAUGCAUACUUUUGCUGGGAUAUUCCUGAUUGCCGUUCCGUCCCUUGCCCAUGUUCUCGUAAUAUUUGUACCACCCCUAAUUGACGGAACCGAGCUGAAAUAUUAUCCACCAAGCACCUUUAACUAUAGCACGUCUCCGGAUCACUUAAACUGGACGAAGCCCUGGGACCCAGCAGCUGUGGAAGGCUGGACUUUUAACGACCACAAAGGAGUUCAUCUAACUUCAGACGAGAUCUACCGUUUUGUGCUGAUGAUCGUUCUUUUCUGCUUCUUCUUUCCCCUCAGCAGAUCCAACUACGCCAAUCAAAGAAGCUACUCUUUGGCAAUGGCCCUGCAUAUCUUUGCCGGUAUCUGGUACGCUAUCGACAACAUUCGGAAGAUCACUCACGGACUGGCCCAUGUUACCAACCUUCCAAUACUCAUUAUCUGGUGCGUCGACAGGUUGGUCUCCAUUUACUUUUAUCGACGCCACGACGGUCACAUUGUUGAAAAAGAAGUCAUUGGUAAAGAUUACGUCAUUCUGUAUGUCAAACUCGACAAAGACGUGAAACAUACUGUCGGCGACGUUUACUAUCUUCUGCACCAACCGAAAGGAAGCACUGGAAUAGCGCCACAACGGUCUCAUCCCUUCACCACCUUUGCUAACAUGACAAAAAAUUCAACCUGGGACAUUGGUUUCGUGAUAUCGAUUAUGGAGGACGAUGACCAGCUCUGCCUCCCUUGGACUCAUUGGCUCGCCUAUAGUACUGGAGACGUCACUUUCCGUACUUGGGGACCUUAUCGCUCAUCUGUCUCAAAGUUGUACCACCAGCUGGUGUCAAACGUGCCCUCGCCUUCUCACUACGUUCUGUUCGCAACCGGGUCUGGCUGUGGCUACGUAUUAGAUGUUCUGAGCUGUCUAGCCCACAAAACAGAAGCGCGUCUCAGAGGAAACGAAAUAGGAGAAGAGAAGAGGAUCGAUAUCUUCUACUCAGUCCGCUGUAAAGCGUUGUACCAUUUCCUUCGGAAACCUAUAGACGAACUCCUGGAAAAGAUCAGAGAGAAGAAUGUUGCUUCCAUAAACUUCCGCUUUUAUGUCACCAGUCCAGAGGAAGAAACGAGCGAAGAAAAUGCAGCCGAAAGCCAGUUUCAGCUCAUUAAAGGUAGGAUAGAUUUUGAAAAAGCCCUCAAGUCUACAACUAAGAAAUCUUGCUGCUACUUUGUGGGUAGGCCAGAAAUCGCCGAAACUGUGGAGAAAAUUUGCAAGAAGAAAGGUGUAACGCUGGUGAAGGAUUUCACGAACGGCAGAGGACAUAAAAAAGAUCGACAUUUAUUGUUAAAGUACCUCAAGAUUAGUUUCUGGGCCAUUUUCUUCACAAUCGCCUUUUGUGUUGCCGCAAAUAUUGUUAUAGAUGUUAGAAGUAUCAAACAUUCUCUUAAGACGUAAAUACAACGAGGUAAUUCAAAACAAAACCUUGUUUAAAUAAUGAUUGUAGAUAUAUGAAAAUCAUAUAUGUGCAGUGCGGUGAAGAAACGAAUAUAAGAGAUCCUCGCAGCUAUAAGCACUACUGAACUAGUAGUUGAAAUAAGAUGUGAAAAAAAUUAUAGGCUCGUACGGGAUUUUAACCCAUGACCUCUGCGGUAGAGCGCUGCAUCGGUAUCGCAGAGGUCAUGGGUUCAAAUCCCGCACGGGCCUGAAUUUUUUUCAGUUCUUAUUUCAACUACUAGUUCAGUAGUGUUUACAGCUGCGAAAAACCUUGUUUGUCGGAUAGACGACAGUAAUUCAGUUAUUCGAAAUAAUCUUAAGUUGGGAUAGGCAACAGAAAUAAGCUGUGCGCUCGUAAAGACUAAUCGGUUAGCUCAGUGGUGUCUAUAGCCGCGAAAAACCUUGUUUAAUGUUUAGACGACAGUUAAUAUAGUUACUCGAAAUAAUCUUAAGUAAGGAGAGGCAACAGAAAUAAGCUGUGCGCUCGUAAAGACUAAUCGGCUGUGCACGCACAGAAAAAAAAUUUAGUAAACAACAUUUAUGGCCAAUAGCAAUAUUGGGUUCCGAUAAUUCAAUGCUAUGGAUAGUAGACAGUUGUGGAACGGUAAACAAAAUCUCUCAUUAGACCGUUCUGAACCUCGAUUGCUUAAUCGCAUUGAAUUUAUCAAUUCAUUUUUCUAUUGUAUUAUGCUGUGCUAAUUUUAGAAUCAAUUUAGACUUUUUUCGAAGGCUAGAGUUUUUAGUUUAUUCAUUCAAGGACCCAUGAAUUUACUUUUUUCUUAAUUAUUCGUGUGCAGAUUGAAAAAGUUAAUGCUUUGUUUAGCUCAAAGAAAGAAAAUUUAAGUGAAUCAUGGAUUAGGAUAUCACUGUUAGACUUUUUUUUAGUUUACAGGACAUCAGGGGAUCCCCGAUCCUUGCGCAUGCGUUGAAUAAAGCAAGGAGUUUAUGAGCCUGAUUUUCAUUUAUUUUAGGUUUUCAUUUUACGUCUAGUUUGCUUCAUGCUUGUUUUAAAGAAUUAAUUUUACCCUCUUGUUUCUGAUAUAAGUGCAGAAACACUUUAAAUUCAUAGCCUACUGCGAGAGAAAAUAGUUCUCUUGCUUAUUUACUGACAUUAGCUUGUAAUACGAAGCUACUGAGCGGAAAAUAAAGAUGUGUUCUGUCUUAAA
This is a messenger RNA of Pocillopora verrucosa, 3900 nucleotides long. RefSeq lists its product as uncharacterized. NCBI's taxonomy places the organism in Eukaryota, Metazoa, Cnidaria, Anthozoa, Scleractinia, Pocilloporidae. Gene Ontology annotation, molecular function: oxidoreductase activity. The record is from RefSeq and is a predicted model, not a curated record.